Molecule: messenger RNA, 2363 nt
Organism: Gekko japonicus
Lineage: Eukaryota; Metazoa; Chordata; Lepidosauria; Squamata; Gekkonidae
Product: torsin-1A-like
Exons: 5
Coding region: 62-1090 (342 amino acids)
Biological process (GO): protein localization to nucleus; nuclear membrane organization
Cellular component (GO): nuclear envelope; endoplasmic reticulum lumen; endoplasmic reticulum
Molecular function (GO): ATP binding; kinesin binding; ATP hydrolysis activity
Source: RefSeq, a predicted model, not a curated record
UCCCGGAGGUAAACUACGGGGAGGGGGGGGAGGAAGGAGGGGACCGCGGCCGGCGGCGGCGAUGAGACUGCUGCGGAGGCGAGCGCCCGUCUGGGGUCUGCUUUUCGUCCUGUGCCAGCUGGGCCCGGCGGCGCAGGCGGUGGAGCCCAUCAGCUUGGGCCUGGCCCUGGCCGGCGCCGCGGCCUCGGCCCUCACCGGCUUCAUCUCCUACCCGCGGCUGUACUGUUACUUCACCGAGUGCUGCCUGCAGAGGCCCGGGGCGCGGGCAGGGUCAGUGCUUGAGCAGGAGUUGGACAGGAAGCUCUUUGGACAGCACCUGGUGAAAAAGGUGGUUGUGAAAGCCGUCACUGGCUUUUUGAACAACGCAAAUCCAAAGAAGCCUCUGACCCUCUCCUUGCAUGGUUGGACGGGCACGGGCAAGAACUUUGUCAGCAAGAUCAUUGCAGAGAGCAUCUACGAAGGAGGCCUCAACAGCAGAUAUGUCCAUCACUUCGUCUCCACUUUGCAUUUUCCUCACCGGCAAAACAUCACCCAAUACAAGGACCAGCUGCAGAUGUGGGUUAGGGGCAACGUGAGUGCCUGCGCGAGGUCGAUCUUCGUCUUUGAUGAGAUGGAUAAAAUGCACGCCGGACUCAUUGACUCCAUCAAACCUUUCCUGGACUAUUACGAGCAGCUGGAUGGUGUGUCUUAUCGGAAAGCCAUCUUCAUCUUCCUCAGCAAUGCUGGGGCUGAAAAAAUAACCGAAGUGGCACUGGACUUUUGGAGGAGUGGAAAGAGACGGGAGGAGCUGGGACUGCAAGACCUGGAGCCUUCGGUGUCCGUGUCCGUCUUCAAUAACAAAAACAGUGGCUUUUGGCACAGCAGCCUGAUAGACAGAAACCUCAUCGAUUACUUCAUCCCUUUCCUUCCCCUGGAGUACAAGCACGUGAAAAUGUGUGUCAGGGUUGAACUUGAGUCUCGGGGCUACGAGGUGGAUGAGGAAAUUGUGACCCAGGUAGCGGAUGAGAUGACCUACUUCCCAAAGGAGGAGAGGAUCUAUUCCGAUAAAGGAUGCAAAACUGUGUACACAAAGUUGGAUUUUUACCUGUGAUAUUUUUAUGAUCUCGUCCUCAAUGAAGAAAAUGAGCCCAAUCACAGAAUUUGAAGGAUUUCCCCCCACUGUUUAAAAAGGGUUUAAAAUAAUGAAAAUAGACAAUAAUGUUCAUUCUUAUUUUGAGCAGGGGGAGAAAGAGCAGGACCCUGAUUCCAAAAUAACCUCAGCCUUGUGGCCUCAAGAACGGUCUGUGUCUCAUCCACACAUUCCUGAGCAUUGUCUUAGCUGUGCCUGUAUCCUGUGAAGCCGUUUGGACUGUUGCUUUAUUAGAGCAGUCACUGGCCCGCUAGGCUGCUGCCUCAUUAUGAUUGGGCAUCCAGCUAUGAGGAAGCAGAGGCAUUCUGUCCUGGUGGCUUAAAACAAGAAUGGUGUCAUUCUUCUCAAGAAAUGAAGGCGGUGUUCUUCAGCUUAUUAGACCCGUGGGGUGUUUUUAUUUGAAACCGGACGUUGGACCAAUAUUUGAACACAGUAACCAUCCGCAGUAAUGGACCAGUAGAUUCCAAGCUGCUGCAGAAUGGCUGGGGAGUCCCUUUGGGUUUGAUCAAAGCACACAUCAGGAGCCCCUUGCUAGCAGAAUGCACACAAGCAUGUAGAAUGCCCACUACUGGCAAUCUUGAGCCCCCUGCCUCCGGUGUACAGGUGACGAAACUCCUGGAUGCUUUCUGGAAUGCAUCCCUUGCUUAAUGCAGCAGGGAGACCUAGCCAGGACCCUAAUCUGAACUGGGAUGACUCUUCCAGAAUCCUUUGCCGCGCACAGUGGCCCUGUGGGAGGCAGGCAGGCAGGGGCUUCUCUUCAGAUCCAGUUCCUGGAGCUGGAAUACUUAAAACCCCCACUUUAAAACCACAGAAUCCUGCUUGAGGAUUUUAAUAACGAAGCCAAGCGAUUACAUUCCACUAGCAUUUCAAGCACGGAUUGUGAAGACUUUCCCUCUGUAAUGGAUCAGAGGGGGCUAAUGGAAGUCGUGGCCUCCUCUCCUGUGGGAUUCCAGGCUGGCCGUUGCUGGGUGUGGUUCAUGUCUGCCUCGUGUUUCCUGCUCGAGAGAAAUAGGGGCAGGGGGGUGGGGGAGCUGGAUGACUUUUAGGAGAACUUGGAGCGAUUUGGGGAGGAUUUGCACUUCUUUUCCAGUUGGUGGCAACAGUCUGGCGGGGCUGGGGGCCGCCCCAAGCAGCAAACCCACGCGGGAUCUUUCCAUAAGGCUGCCUGGCAGAUGGGCCUUGCCCAGGAUUGCCAGCUGUGGGUUGGAAUAUACCUGGAGAUUUUAGGGGUUGA